AUGCAAGCUCUUGGAACAGGCACACUCCUAGACCAGGCAAGCUCUUGGACCAGGCAGGCUUCUGGACCAAGCAAGCUAUUGGACCACGCAAGCUCCUGGACCAGGGAAACUCCUGGACCAGGCACGCUCGUGGACCGUGCACGCUCCUGGACGAGGCAAGCUCUUGGACCAGGCAACGUGGACGUGGACAUGGACGUGGACCUGGACGUGGACAUGGACGUGGACGUGGACGUGGACGUGGACGUGGACAUGGACGUGGACAUGGACGUGGACGUGGACGUGGACGUAGACGUGGACAUGGACGUGGACGUGGACGUGGACGUGGACGUGGACAUGGACAUGGACGUGGACGUGGACGUGGACGUGGACAUGGACAUGGACGUGGACGUGGACAUGGACGUGGACGUGGACAUGGACGUGGACAUGGACGUGGACAUGAACGUGGACAUGGACGUGGACGUGGACGUGGACGUGGACGUGGACGUGGACGUGGACGUGGACAUGGACGUGGACGUGGACGUGGGCGUGGACGUGGACGUGGACGUGGACGUGGACGUGGACGUGGACAUGGACGUGGAGGACGUGGUCGUUGACUUGGACGUGGAGGUGGACGUGGACGUGGACGUGGUCGUGGACGUGGACGUGGACGUGGACGUGGACAUGGAUGUGGAUAUGGACGUGGACGUGGACCUGGACAUGGUCGUGGACGUGGUCGUGGACGUGGACGUGGUCGUGCACGUGGACGUGGACGUGGUCGUGGACGUGGACGUGGACAUGGACGUGGACGUGGACGUGGUCGUGGACGUGGUCAUGGACGUGGAGGACUUGGACGUGGAGGACUUGGACGUGGACGUGGACGUGGACGUGGACGUGGUCAUGGACGUGGUCGUGGACGUGGAGGACUUGGACGUGGAGUAUUUGGACGUGGACGUGGACGUGGACGUGGACGUGGUCGUGGUCGUGGACGUGGUCGUGGACGUGGACGUGGUCGUGGACGUGGUCGUGGACGUGGACGUGGUCAUGGACGUGGACGUGGUCGUGGACGUGGACGUGGUCGUGGACGUGGAGGACUUGGACGUGGAGGACUUGGACGUGGACUGA
Molecule: messenger RNA, 1101 nt
Organism: Closterium sp. NIES-65
Lineage: Eukaryota; Viridiplantae; Streptophyta; Zygnematophyceae; Desmidiales; Closteriaceae
Source: the annotation of a GenBank genome assembly